Vigna umbellata (rice bean) is the source of this 2019-nucleotide messenger RNA. RefSeq names its product AAA-ATPase At5g17760-like. The record is from RefSeq and is a predicted model, not a curated record. Lineage: Eukaryota; Viridiplantae; Streptophyta; Magnoliopsida; Fabales; Fabaceae. Gene Ontology annotation, molecular function: ATP hydrolysis activity; ATP binding.
GCUUCCCAAUCAAAACCCAUAGCUGUGAUCACCAAACACAUAACAUUUCUAAGCCCAACAUACUCUAUAUAUGUCCCUCUUCUCUCUCUGCUCUACCAACUCUGAGUAGUGUGUGAUUAGUUUCUGUAUAGCAUUAGCCAUAGCCACCGCAUACCACCAUGUUUUCCCCAAGAGACAUGCCUUCUCCCUCCUCAAUCUUCUCAGCCUACGCCUCCAUGACAGCCUCUAUCAUGCUGCUGCGUUCCAUGGCCAACGAGCUCAUUCCCCACCCAAUCCGCGGCUACCUUUUCAACACCUUCCGCUACCUCAUCAGGCCUCGCUCCCCUACCCUCACCCUCAUCAUCGAAGAGUCCACCGGCAUAGCCCGUAACCAAGUCUACGACGCCGCGGAGGCUUACCUCUCCACCCGCGUCAGCCCCGAAAACGAGAGGCUCAAGAUCAGCAAGAGCCCCAAGGAGAAGAAACUAACCAUUCGCUUAGAAAAGGGUGAGAAGGUGGUGGACUGCUUCAACGGCGCCUUCUUCAAGUGGAGAUUCAUCUGUGCCGAGUCCGAGAAGAACAACCCCAACGACCACACCAACAGCAACAUCUCCGUAAGAUCCGAAAAGCGGUCGUUCGAGCUCAGCUUCCCGAAGAAACACAAGGAAAUGGUGCUGGACUGCUAUCUGCCCUUCAUCCUGGAGAAGGCGAAGGAGAUGAAAGACGAGGAACGCGUGCUGAAGAUGCACACGCUCAACACUUCCUACUGUUUCAGCGGGGUCAAAUGGGACUCCAUAAACCUGGAGCAUCCUUCCACGUUUGAGACGCUGGCGAUGGAGCCGGACCUGAAGAAUGCGGUGAUAGAGGACUUGGACAGGUUCGUCAAAAGGAGGGAGUUUUACAAGAGAGUAGGGAGGGCAUGGAAACGUGGCUACUUGCUCUAUGGCCCUCCUGGGACUGGCAAAUCCAGCUUGAUCGCUGCCAUGGCCAAUUACUUGAAAUUUGACAUCUUUGACCUCCAACUCGGGAACAUUGUAAGGGAUUCCGACCUCAGAAAGCUUCUUCUCGCCACCGCUAACAGGUCCAUCUUGGUCAUUGAAGACAUUGAUUGCAGUGUGGAUCUCCCAGAGCGCCGCCAUGGAGAUGGACGUAAACAAACUGACGUACAGGCUGACAGAGAAUCUGAUGGAUGGAUGCAGUUGACUUUGUCGGGGUUACUAAACUUCAUUGAUGGGCUAUGGUCCAGUUGUGGAGACGAGAGAAUAAUCAUAUUCACCACCAACCACAAAGAGAGACUAGACCCAGCACUGUUGCGGCCCGGAAGAAUGGACAUGCACAUUCACAUGUCCUAUUGCUCCUACCAAGGCUUCAAGCUUUUGGCCUCAAACUACUUGGAAACUCCCUCUGAACAUCCCCUCUUUGGAGAGAUAGAGGGGUUGAUAGAGGACAUACAGAUAACCCCAGCGCAAGUGGCAGAGGAAUUGAUGAAGAACGAGGACGCGGAGGCCACACUUGAAGCAUUCGUGAAGCUACUGAAGAGAAAGAAGAUGGAGGGUGAUGUUUGCGAGAACUAUGGUCCUGAGAAACCACAACCUUCCAAAAGGCGCAAGGUUGGUUGCAAGCAAAAACCAGGUGUCGGCAUUAGCAAGAGCAACAUUGGUGUGACUCAAAGAAGGACAAGGAGAAUGAGAAGAGAGCGUAGUUUUUAGUCUCCUGGUCCAAGAUAUAUGGUCGAAUAAGGUUGUUGCAGCUACUACUACUUGUCUCCGCAAACUAAAAUCGCUGAUGUAGGCUUCGGGCUUUUCUUACUUUUAAUCAGUUGCUAAGAGGCUAGCUAGCUACAUUUUCUAUCCAAAACUUCAGACUCUCGUUGAAAUGAAAGGGUAGCACUGUGUGAUUGCUGGUAUCGGUAAAUGAACAAUAUAUGUACGUACAUGUAAUUGUGUAUAGUUGUCCAAACAACGGACACUGCCCACUGUAUUCAAGCAACAUAGGUUCUUGAGAGUAAUAUCUUGUUAAUUCAUCCUACGAAGUAUUUAU